AUGGCUUCAAGAUCGAGAAGGCAAUUUGCACCCCUAAAGAUUGGGUCCACGGCCGGCAGUCAUCUGCCCAAACUGAGGGGAAUCGUUUUUGAUGUGGAUGGGACCUUGUGCCAACCUCAGAACUACAUGUUCGCCGAGAUGCGCAAGGCCCUCAACAUCACCAAGAAGACCGACAUCCUAGAGCACGUCUACUCGCUCCCGACCCCUGAGGCCCGCGAGCAGGCGAUGGAGGCCAUCCGCGACAUAGAACGCACAGCUAUGGCUUCUCAGAAACCCCAGCCGGGCCUCGUCCAGCUGAUGACCUACCUCGAUGACCGCGGCAUCCCGAAGGGCAUUUGUACUCGCAACUUCGACACCCCCGUGAACCACCUGCUCACUAAGUUCCUGUCUGAGGUCGAAGCUUUCCACCCCAUCGUCACGCGCGAGUUCAGGCCGCCGAAGCCGGACCCAGCAGGUAUCCUGCACAUUGCGUCGAGCUGGGGGCUCACCAAGGAGGGGUCAUCAGGUCGAAAGGCGGCAGUGCUGGAUGGGGAGAGGAUCCGAGACGCUGAUGCGAGCGGGCUGAUUAUGGUUGGCGACUCGAUCGAUGACAUGACGGCUGGUCGGAAAUCUGGCGCUGCGACGGUGCUGCUUGUUAAUUCUGCCAAUGAGCAUCUCGUAGAGCACGAGCACACAGAUGUAGUGAUAUCGCGGCUGGAUGAGCUGAUUGGAAUCUUAGAAGAGGGGUUCAAGGGACGAGAGUUUUGA
Cryphonectria parasitica EP155 is the source of this 747-nucleotide messenger RNA. Its product is annotated as HAD-like protein. The transcript is spliced from 4 exons. The coding region runs from base 1 to 747 and encodes 248 amino acids. NCBI's taxonomy places the organism in Eukaryota, Fungi, Ascomycota, Sordariomycetes, Diaporthales, Cryphonectriaceae. The record is from RefSeq and is a predicted model, not a curated record.